UAGGUCUGGACCUUUGACUUUCACCUCGGAGACCGCGAUUCACCGCUCCGACCAGGAGUGACUGGGUGGGUCGUUCACUACGUUGACCAUCCUGGCUCUCUGUCUUUGCCCAGCAAAAGUUGUGAAACUAAGUCCCCGAUCACGCAGGAUUCUUUGUUCUUCCUUCGCCAACAACCCAUCUUCCGCCCAGUUCUCACUCUCGUUUUCGGCACUUUUGCGCGCCUGGUGACCUCGCACACUCGCGCUCAUUCUUCGCCGUCCUUUUUGCCAAAGUAUUCGAGCCUGCCCCACUGUGCAUCUGCAUUGUAAGCGGAAGGCGAUCUGUGACGAACACAUAUAAAAACCUGCCACCUACUUCUCCCUCCUCUUGUUCGAUGCCUGAACAACUCUCUGUUUUUUGAACGCAGGAGAAGGAUAAGAAAAGCUGGUACGAAGCAGGUUAUUCCACCGGUACAACCGCAGCCAUGCCGAUUUCAGAUUUGCUCGCAUCGAUAACGGGCGAAAAGCCAUCGUCAUCAUCGACCUCUACGAAAGAUGUCCCAGCAGCAUCUAAACGGAAGGCGGACGAUGACCUUCGAGGUUCUGCGCCAAAGGCCCCGCGUACCGAGCCCGCGACAAAUGGAAGUGCCCGGCCGAAUGGAAACGUAACGAAACCUUCUACAGCGCGCCCCGCCGAGCGACCGACGGAGCGCCCCACAGGAAAUGCGAACCCAACACGUCCCGCAGAAAAGACAACUGGCUACACCGGCACCGCGCAACCACGUUCGUCGACGAAACCAACGGCUCUGGUGUCAUCCAAGACCACAUCGACACAGUCAAGGGUGGGAGGAACAAGCUCGAAUGGAAACAAGGCUCCACUCUCGCGACCGCUCGUCAGCCGACCCGCCCCUAGCGCUCCUGUCGCCGGCUCUGGACCUCCGAAGAAACGUUCGUAUGCAGAGAUCAUGGCAAGGGCCCAGGCCAAUCAGCCUAUGCUGUCAGCCGUUGGGAAAAUUCAGCACAAGAAGGUGGAGAAGCAGUUGACAAUGAAGGAACGCAAGGAACUGAAGGCCGAGGAAGCGAAGAAGGGCAAGAAGGAUGCAAGGCCACCGACUACCGGGAGGAGCGGUGUGACAGCUGGGCCAACCCGCAAUGGCACGAACGGCACGACUGUGAACCGUCAGCGGAGUACCACCCCCUCAGCCCCGGCUGGCGCCAAGUCCAAGGCAAGCCAAAAUCCCGUCGAGGAGAAGAAGGUGAAGAAGGCCGCUCUAGCGACGACUGGUUACCAAGGCACGGCACGUCCUCGCCCAGGGGCCACCACCACAAAGCCAGGUGCAUCCACCUCUGCAGGCGCAAGUAGGGGCCGUGGGAUGUCCGGUUAUGGCGCCUCAUUUUCACGUCCCCGGAGACGCGAAGAGGAGGAUGAAGAGUUGGACGACUUUAUCGAGUAUGACGAAGAUGAGGACGAUGGCUACGGCUACGGCCGUCGCGGUGGCUACGAGUCACUGGAAGAGGAUGACUCAGACAUGGAGGCAGGAUUGUCCGACAUCGACGCCGAGGAACGCCGGGCAGAGAUGGCGGCUCGCAAAGAAGACAUGGAGCAGGAGGCGUUGGAGAAGAAGUUGAAGCGCGAGAAGGAGGAAAGAAAGCGGGCGGCACUUGCAAAACUCAAGUCCAGAGCCGGAGACCGCUGAUGUGUCAUGGUUGCGUGGCAUGUCCCCCUCUUUGUUUUACCUCUGAAUUGGGAAGGUUUCGGCGCAUCGAGAUGAUUUCAAGGCAGAAUUGCGUUUUCUGGAGACGGUUUUGCAAUGGCGUUGGCUGGAAGACAGGACGGACGCCCAGAAACAUUUUGCAUCAGCGUCUGGAGUUUUAUCAUUUUGCGCGGAUUCCGAUUUCAUUGGCGGGCGUUGGCUGGCAAUAGAGCCCGUCGGACGGAUUAUAGUAUAGGUUGUCAUGACACGGUGUAGCGUAUCUAGAUAUCUGAAUACCCCAAGCAUACGUUUUGGGUUUUACCUUUC
This is a messenger RNA of Neurospora tetraspora, 2000 nucleotides long. RefSeq lists its product as uncharacterized. The transcript is spliced from 2 exons. The coding region runs from base 465 to 1676 and encodes 403 amino acids. Lineage: Eukaryota; Fungi; Ascomycota; Sordariomycetes; Sordariales; Sordariaceae. The record is from RefSeq and is a predicted model, not a curated record.